AUGGGCUGGUCUGUCGCUGCGUUUGCAUGGAUCUGCCUCAUCGCGCGCGCAAGUGCCCAGGGCACCGCCGCGACGGCGGACGGGAGCAGCAUCGCGACGCGAACGAGGAAUUCCGGCUACCGGGCCCUCGUGCAGCGCAUCGUCGACGACGGCAUCGCGAAGCAUCCCAAGUUCCGCGAGCUCAAGCCCUACCAGCACAUCGUCAGCCUCAUGUCGAAGGCGCAGGGCGCGCACCGGCGCCGACGCGGGCACAUGCUGGAGACGGCCCAGGCCGUCGACGGGUCGUUCCUGGCCUCGGACGCCUUCCUCGCCGGCGCCGCGGAGCACGGGCGCAUCGGGGGCGGGCCGUCGGUGCCGCUCCGGGGCCACCGCGUGCCGACGACGCUCUGGCGCUACGCGCGCCGCCGCGCGGGACUUUGCGCGGGCCCGCGCGGAGCGCCGACGCGCCCCCCGCAGGCGCGCGUGUACGCGGACCUCCGCGCGCUCUUCGGCGCCGGCUCUGACUUCGACGCGAACGUCGCGGAGGUCGGCGUCGGCUACGGCGCGCAGAGCGACGUCGUGCAGCGCCUCGGCGGCCUCUUGGACGGCGCGCCGGCCCGCGACCGCCGGUACACGCUCUGCGACCUGCCGGAGGUCGAGAAACUCGCGGGCCAGUACCUCGCGGCCGUGCGGCGAUCGGAGGAGCCGCCGCGGGCGACGCUCAACGCGGCGCCCGACGCGACGGCGACGUGCGGCGCGACGAACUUCACGCUCUUCCUGUCCAACUACGCGUUCUCGGAGCUGAGCGCGGACGUGCAGCAGAUCUACUGGGACCAGAUCGUCAAGUGCUCGGCGCGGGGCUACGUGACGAUGAACGGGCUCGACUUCAUCGCUCGGCUCCGCCGCGCGGGCUUCGGCGACGCGACGCUCAUGGACUCCUACCCCCAAGAGCUCUGCCCGAACAUCACCCAAGGCGUCGUCGUCUGGGGCGCGCCCCUCGCGGCCGUCGAACGGGUCGAGGCCGCGGCACUCGGCACGCCGGCCCUCAGGAGCAAGCAGGCGAAGAAGGCGCGGGAGUGCGCCGCGCACGCCACGCGCUGGUGCCGCGAGUCCCGGUCGAUGCCCAGCCGCCGCCAGUUCCGGAUCUGGUGCGACUACGACAAGAACAUCAACGCGAUGCAGUGGCGCGCGGCGGACGCCGCGCGCGCAGCCGUGCGGCACUAG
Molecule: messenger RNA, 1203 nt
Organism: Aureococcus anophagefferens
Lineage: Eukaryota; Pelagophyceae; Pelagomonadales; Pelagomonadaceae
Exons: 3
Coding region: 1-1203 (400 amino acids)
Source: RefSeq, a predicted model, not a curated record